Molecule: messenger RNA, 618 nt
Organism: Arabis nemorensis
Lineage: Eukaryota; Viridiplantae; Streptophyta; Magnoliopsida; Brassicales; Brassicaceae
Source: the annotation of a GenBank genome assembly
AUGUUGACCGAAGAAGAAAUCAAGCGGCUGUACAGAAUCCAGAAGACGUUGAUGCAGAUGCUCAAGGAUCGUGGCUACUUUAUCGCGGAUUCUGAAAUUACGAUGACCAAAAGUCAGUUUGUUAGGAAAUAUGGGGAUAACAUGAAGAGGGAGGAUCUUGUUACUCUCAAAGCUAAGAGAAACGAUAACAAUGAUCAGCUCUAUAUUUUCUUCCCUGAUGAGGCAAAAGUUGGAGUUAAGACGAUGAAGAUGUACACGAAACGGAUGCAAGACGAGAGUGUAUACAGAGCGAUUUUGGUGGUGCAACAGAACCUGACCCCUUUUGCUCGAACUUGUAUAAGUGAGAUCUCUUCAAAAUUUCACUUGGAAGUUUUCCAGGAGGCGGAAAUGCUAGUGAACAUUAAAGAGCAUGUUCUUGUUCCGGAGCAUCAAGUUCUUACCACUGAAGAGAAGAAAACUUUACUUGAAAGAUACACUGUGAAGGAGACGCAGCUUCCAAGGAUCCAGGUGACUGAUCCAAUCGCAAGAUACUUUGGACUUAAACGUGGGCAAGUCGUGAAGAUCAUACGUCCAAGUGAAACUGCGGGUCGUUAUGUUACCUACCGCUAUGUUGUAUAA